Messenger RNA from Dictyostelium discoideum AX4, 1413 nucleotides. It is a transcript of the gene crlD, whose product is annotated as G-protein-coupled receptor family protein. Gene Ontology annotation, biological process: G protein-coupled receptor signaling pathway. The record is from RefSeq and is a predicted model, not a curated record. Gene Ontology annotation, cellular component: membrane. The coding region runs from base 1 to 1413 and encodes 470 amino acids. The transcript has a single exon. Gene Ontology annotation, molecular function: G protein-coupled receptor activity. Lineage: Eukaryota; Evosea; Eumycetozoa; Dictyosteliales; Dictyosteliaceae.
AUGUCAUCAUGUUCAUCAUUGAGUAUGGAUGAUAGAGUUAAGAUUGGAUAUGGUAGUAUUGCUGGAGCAUCACUUUCAAUUAUUGGUAGUAUUGGUACAAUUAUUUUAAUUAAAAUACGGAAUAAAAAACAAGAAAAAAAAUUAUUAAUUCAAAGAAAACAACAAUUAUCAAUAAAUAAUCUAAAUAUCAAUAGUGGUAGCAGUAGUAAUAUAAUUACAAUUUCAAAUUCAACAACAUCAUUAUCAUCAAAUAAUUUAAAUAUUCAACCACCUUCUUUUCCUUCUUAUUCACCUCUUCCAACUUCAAUUUCAUUGUCAAAUAAUAAUAAUAAUAAUAAAAAUAAUAAUCAAAAAACUAAAGUUUCACAUUUUAUAAUUAAUUUAUCAAUAGCGAAUUUAUUAGCAUCAAUUUUCAUGAUAACAAUUAAAUUAAUGAUGAUUCACUUUAAUGAUAAAUUUAUAAAAGUUUUACCAUCAACUGCUAAUCAUAGUUUUAAUGCAUUAAUUUCAGUAUGUACAAUUGGUAAUGGUGUUAUUGGUUUCUCUUUUAUUUCAACUUUCUUUUGGACAUUAGCAAUCUCUAUGUACAUUUAUCAACAAUUUCUUUCAUCUUCAACAAUUAAUAGUAAUAAUAAUAAUAAUAAUAUAAAUAAUAUAAAUAAUAAUAAUAAUAAUAAUAUAAAUAAUAUAAAUAAUAGUAAAAAUAAUAAUAGUAUAAAUAAUUUUAAUAAUUCAAAUAAAUCAAAUAAAAUUAUAAAAAUGUUAUUUUAUUUUGUAUGUUGGGUGAUACCAUUUGUAUUGGGAUCAAUAUUGGUAUCGGGAAGUAGAUUAAUUGAAUUAAAUAGUGAUUUACCAUGGUGUUCAAUCGAUUCAAAUAUUCAAUUGAUUUCAUUUUAUUUUCCAUUAAUUAUUUGUUUAUUGGCAACUACGUUCUUUACAAUAUUAAUUAAAUAUAAAUUUUCAAAUGAUAAAUUAGCAUGUUCUUCAUCAUCAUUAAUAAAUUUACAAUCUAAAAUUAUUCAAAGAUUAAUACUAUUCUUAAUUGUUAUACUAGUUUGUUGGGUACCAAGUUUAAUAUCAUUCUUUAUAUCAUUCUUUUCAAAAAAUUGUAAACAAUUCCUUUGGUUAGAAAUUAUAUCAUCAACAAUUCAAUCAUGUCAAGGUAUUCUAAACUUUUUAUCAUACCUUUCAAUUUUUAAAAAAUUAAAAUUAUAUUUUAAAAAUUUAAAAAAGAAAUUUAAUAAUAAUAAUUCAAAUAAUUCAAAUAAUUCAAAUAAUAAUAAUUCAAAUAAUUUUAAUGGUGGUGGUAUAUUUUAUUCAAAAGGUAAAAAAGUAAAUAAUCAAAAUUCAAAUAAUUUUUAUUUUACUUUUUCAACUUUUGAUUUUGAUAAUAAUCAAAUUCAAGAGAAAUAA